UAUAAGGGCUGCAGCGGGCGUGAGCACUUCCCUCCCGCACGACUCAUCCAGCCCGGAGCCCGGACGCCGCGCUGCUGGUAAGGCCGGGCGGGUGGCGCUGCAGGCUUCACCAUGGAGCAACUGAGCACAGCAAACACUCUUUUCGCCUUGGACCUGUUCCUGGCCUUGAAUGAAAAUAAUCCUACCGGAAACAUCUUCAUCUCGCCCUUCAGCAUUUCAUCUGCGAUGGGCAUGGUGUUCCUGGGAACCAGAGGCAAUACUGCAGCACAGCUCUCCAAGGCUUUUCAUUUUGAUAUGGUUGAGGACAUUCAUUCAAGAUUUCAGAGCCUGAAUGCAGAAAUGAACAAACAUGGAGCCUCCUAUAUCCUGAAACUUGCAAAUAGGUUAUAUGGAGAGAAAACCUACAACUUCCUCCCGAAAUUCUUGGCUUCAACUCAGGAAAAGUACGGCGCUGACUUGGCUGGUGUGGAUUUUCAAAAUGCCUCUGAGGAUGCAAGAAAGGCCAUAAACCAGUGGGUCAAAGGUCAAACAGAAGGGAAAAUUCCAGAACUGUUGGCUCCAGGUGUGGUUGAUAAUAUGACUAAACUCGUGCUAGUGAAUGCCAUCUACUUCAAGGGAAACUGGCAGGAGAAAUUCAUGAAAAAAUCCACAACCGAUGAACCGUUCAGACUGAAUAAGAAAGACACAAAAAUAGUGAAGAUGAUGUCUCAGAAGAAAAGAUUUCCAUAUGGCUACAUCCAGGAUCUUAAGUGUCGGGUGCUGGAACUGCCUUACCAAGGCCAGGAGCUCAGCAUGAUUAUUCUGCUGCCAGAUGAUAUUGAGGAUGAGUCCACAGGUCUGAAGAAGAUUGAGAAACAAUUGACUUUGGAAAAGCUGCAUGAGUGGACCAAGCCUGAGAAUCUGGAUACCAUUGAGGUCAACGUCAAAUUGCCCAGGUUUAAACUGGAAGAGAGCUACAUUCUCAACUCCGACCUCGCCCGCCUGGGUGUGCAGGAUCUCUUUAAUAGUAGCAAAGCUGAUCUAUCUGGCAUGUCAGGAGCUGGAGAUCUUUUUAUAUCAAAAAUUGUCCACAAGUCCUUUGUGGAAGUGAAUGAAGAGGGUACGGAGGCCUCAGCGGCCACAGCAGGAGCAAUCACCUUCUGCAUGUUGAUGUCAGAGGAAAAUUUCACGGCCGACCAUCCCUUCCUUUUCUUUAUUCGACACAACCCUACAGCUAGCAUUAUGUUCUUUGGCAGAUUUUCUUCCCCUUAGAUGAAAGACACUUUGGAAAUACAAGGUUAAGUUUAGAGCUUUAUUCCCUGAGAUUUUCGAUGGUGACAAUUUUCAUUUCUCCUUACCAAUAAAACUAUUGAGAAACAGAUCUUUAAUUUCAUUUGUUAAGGUCAGUCCUAUUGACUUUUUAUACCCAUGACAUGUUGACCUGGGUAUCUGUUCUUUUACAUUAAUGAAAAUCCACUGAUUGCUUUGGAGUGCAGCAAGUUUAAGAGGAAAAUAAAAAAGAAACACAUCAGAUGUGUAGAUAGAUUCUUGACAAUGUAAUAAUCUAGGCAAUUGCCACACUCUCCUAAUAGCCAUGGGAAAAUGUGACUUUUCCAAAUUCAAUCUGCAAUUUGAACAAAGAUAGAAAAAUAAGAACAUACGAAAUCAGUUUUAUUACAAGUGAAGUAAUAUAGCACUAUUUAAAUGAAUGAAUGGACCCACAAUAACGACUAGUUUCCUUUAUCUGUUGUGACAUGAAAACAUGUCAUUUAUUUGGAAGCCAUGCUAGACAACUCCCCUGAGCUGAAAGGAGGAAUAGAAAUAUAAGUGAAUACCCCAAUAAAGAGCCCAAGUUAUGAAGACUAACUUGCCUUCUCUCAUGUUUCUGUCCUUUUAUUCUGUAGAAUGAGUAUUCUGUUACAAGCCUUUAGUGUUUAAGCUCUUCAAUUAAAGGGCCAACUGGUCAUAAACUGCA
Molecule: messenger RNA, 1954 nt
Organism: Sciurus carolinensis (gray squirrel)
Lineage: Eukaryota; Metazoa; Chordata; Mammalia; Rodentia; Sciuridae
Gene: Serpinb1
Product: serpin family B member 1
Exons: 7
Coding region: 112-1251 (379 amino acids)
Biological process (GO): negative regulation of endopeptidase activity
Molecular function (GO): serine-type endopeptidase inhibitor activity
Source: RefSeq, a predicted model, not a curated record